Messenger RNA from Sitodiplosis mosellana (orange wheat blossom midge), 1047 nucleotides. RefSeq names its product regucalcin-like. Gene Ontology annotation, biological process: L-ascorbic acid biosynthetic process. Lineage: Eukaryota; Metazoa; Arthropoda; Insecta; Diptera; Cecidomyiidae. Gene Ontology annotation, molecular function: gluconolactonase activity; calcium ion binding. Bases 1 to 1047 code for a protein of 348 amino acids. The transcript is spliced from 6 exons. The record is from RefSeq and is a predicted model, not a curated record.
AUGAUCGAUCCAAGAACAUCAUCUGGAAAUCCAGUGGCCAAACUACCUUUCGGAGGCGUUACUGGAAUUACAUUCGGUGGCAAAGAACGUUCUUUCGGCGUGGAAAUAAGUGGAAUUGCUGCACCUGAAGUCGGUCUUGGAGUGGCAGCCAUUUGGGACGAUUGCACGCAAAGUGUCUAUUAUGUGGAUUUUCUCUCAACUGGGCAGGCACCAUCUAUCUUCCGAUAUGAUUAUAACGAAGACAAAGUAUAUUUCGCUUAUAUUCUAGGUCAAUCGGGUCCAUCGUUUAUUUUACCAAUCAAAGAGUGCAAUAAAUACAAAAAUUUAUUUGCCGUUGGUUUGAACCACUAUAUGGCUGUCAUUGAAUGGGACGGAAAAUCACCAGUUGCUACGGUUAAGGGCAAUGUUUUCAGUGUUGAAGAAAGCGAUCCAACGAGCCGUAUUUGUGUUGGCCGACAAGGAGAAAAAGGGCGCUUCUACGGUGGGAUGGUCAACAACUUCUGUGGCGGCCCAUCAAAUUCUUCAUUUUAUAUGUACUCUAAAGAGAAAGGCCUACGACUUCUUUUUACCGGCCCACAAGUUACAACUGGCGUAGCAUUCGACGAAGAUAGUGGCUACGUUUAUCAUAUCGGCUCUUGCAAACUACUCAUCACCGCUUUUCAAGGAGACGCAAACGGAGAUAUUUGCAAUGGUCGUGCAUUAUUUGACUUUCAUAGCUUGGGCUACAAGGCCCCUGACACCAGUCCAAUUGGAUUAGAAGCAGAUGCUGAUGGCUUUUUAUACACUGCUCUCUAUUCAGAUGGGUCGAUUUGGAAAAUUGAUCCAAGAACUUCAAGUGGCAAUCCAAUCGCUCAAAUGCCAUUCAACUUAGUUGGUUCUGUUACCUUUGGCGGACCAAAAAGAGACAUUUUAUUUGUACCCGUUGGAACCGCCAAUAUCGACCUAAUAUCUGGCCAAAUUAUAGGACGUAACUCGCCGCGAACAUCAUUGUACAAAAUAAGAGAAUUAGGAGCAAAAGGUCGUAAAUAUUCACGGUUCAUUGUUUAG